UUGUCAUAAGCUGAGCGACGGCUUUUUGAUCUGUGUUUUCCCGGGACUUAGUGAUCCCUCUGCCAUUCGACCCUGCUAGACCUGAAGAGAUGUCUCUACGCUGCGGGGACGCCGCCCGCACCCUGGGGCCCUGGGUGUUUGGAAGAUAUUUGUAUAGCCCAGUCAGACCAUUAAGUUCCUUGCCAGAUGAAAAAAAAGAACUUUUACAGAAUGGCCCAGACCUUCAAGAUUUUGUGUCUGGCGAUCUUGCAGACAAGAGCACCUGGGAUGAAUACAAAGGAAACUUAAAACGCCAGAAAGGAGAAAGGUUAAGACUACCUCCGUGGCUAAAGACAGAGAUUCCCAUGGGAAAAAAUUACAAUAAACUGAAAAAUACUUUGCGAAAUUUAAAUCUCCAUACAGUGUGCGAGGAGGCUCGAUGUCCCAACAUUGGGGAAUGCUGGGGAGGCGGAGAACGCGCCACUGCCACAGCCACAGUCAUGCUGAUGGGUGAUACAUGUACAAGAGGUUGCAGAUUUUGUUCUGUUAAGACUGCAAGAAAUCCGCCUCCACUGGAUGCCAGUGAGCCCUACAAUACUGCAAAAGCAAUUGCAGAAUGGGGUCUGGAUUAUGUUGUCCUAACAUCUGUGGAUCGAGAUGAUUUGCCCGAUGGGGGAGCUGAACACAUUGCAAAGACUGUAUCAUACUUAAAGGAAAGGAAUCCAAAAAUCCUUGUGGAAUGUCUCACCCCUGAUUUUCGAGGAGACCUUAAAGCAAUAGCAAAAGUUACUCUGUCAGGAUUAGAUGUGUAUGCACAUAAUGUAGAAACAGUUCCAGAAUUACAGAGGAAAGUUCGUGAUCCCCGGGCCAAUUUCGACCAGUCUCUACGUGUACUGAAACAUGCCAAGGAGGUUCAGCCUGAUGUUAUCUCUAAAACAUCUAUAAUGUUGGGUUUAGGUGAGAAUGAUGAGCAAGUAUAUGCAACAAUGAAAGCACUUCGUGAGGCAGACGUGGACUGUUUGACUUUAGGACAAUAUAUGCAGCCGACAAAGCGCCACCUUAAGGUUGAAGAGUAUAUUACUCCUGAAAAGUUCAAAUACUGGGAGAAAGUAGGAAAUGAACUUGGAUUCCAUUACACUGCAAGUGGCCCUUUGGUCCGUUCUUCAUAUAAAGCGGGUGAAUUUUUCCUGAAAAAUCUAGUGGCUAAAAGAAAAACAAAAGCCCUCUAAAACUUAGCCAAGACCUUCAAGAUCACAGAAAUUUUGACAUUUGAUUCCCAUUGGUAUCAGAGGCGGUGCCAGAACGCCCAGACGUCAGUGGAUGUACCGCAACUCUUUUUGCUU
This is a messenger RNA of Propithecus coquereli (Coquerel's sifaka), 1322 nucleotides long. RefSeq names its product lipoic acid synthetase (gene LIAS). The transcript is spliced from 11 exons. Bases 90 to 1208 code for a protein of 372 amino acids. Gene Ontology annotation, molecular function: lipoate synthase activity; 4 iron, 4 sulfur cluster binding. Gene Ontology annotation, cellular component: mitochondrion. The record is from RefSeq and is a predicted model, not a curated record. NCBI's taxonomy places the organism in Eukaryota, Metazoa, Chordata, Mammalia, Primates, Indriidae. Gene Ontology annotation, biological process: lipoate biosynthetic process.